AUGACGAAAUACGUGGUUCAGCGGAUUCUGGGUGCCGAUCAAGAAUACGAUCCACGUGGAAAGGCGACUGUAGCAGCCGGAAGUGUACUGCAGAUUUGCCGAGCGUCCGCCGACCGUAAGGAGCUUUUUGUAAUUAUUUCCAGAAGUGAAAAUCAGCCUCCCCGUCGUACAGUUCGUAACAGACGCAAACGGGACAGUUACUCACCUUCGUCUUCAACAGCGCCAAAGCGAAAGCCAAAGCGACGCCCAUAA
Messenger RNA from Caenorhabditis elegans, 252 nucleotides. It is a transcript of the gene T26G10.9, whose product is annotated as DUF4258 domain-containing protein. Bases 1 to 252 code for a protein of 83 amino acids. The transcript is spliced from 2 exons. The record is from RefSeq and is marked reviewed. NCBI's taxonomy places the organism in Eukaryota, Metazoa, Nematoda, Chromadorea, Rhabditida, Rhabditidae.